Molecule: messenger RNA, 1218 nt
Organism: Cynara cardunculus var. scolymus (artichoke)
Lineage: Eukaryota; Viridiplantae; Streptophyta; Magnoliopsida; Asterales; Asteraceae
Product: 50S ribosomal protein L15
Exons: 5
Coding region: 228-1052 (274 amino acids)
Biological process (GO): translation
Cellular component (GO): mitochondrial large ribosomal subunit
Molecular function (GO): structural constituent of ribosome
Source: RefSeq, a predicted model, not a curated record
GGGUUAUUACAAUACAAACUAACCCUAAAGUAGUAUUAUCCUUGUAUUUCCACCACUUUCUCAUUUUCCGGAUCUCAUCGGAACAAUUGAGAAGUAGGAAGAUUCGACAAAUCGAGUUUCAAAAGCCCCUUUCUCAAUCUCCCCAUACCCUCGCUCCAGAAUUUUUGUCGUUGAUUCGUGCUAAACCCUAAUUAAAGGAUCACCUCCUCCUCUGAAUCACAGACUUCAUGGCGACUGCUGCGUUCCUCAGGUCUCUUCGUCGGCGAGACAUCUCAUCUGCUCCUCUCUCCGCCUUCAAAUCUGUUCUGUAUACCAAAUAUCAGUCUUCGGCAUUUUCUGCUUGUGGAUUGAACAACCCAAUACAUCAUUCAAACCUAGUUCAGAAACCUGGUAAUUCGUUUGGGGUUCAUAGCAUUCGCGCAUACAGUUUGUUGAGUUUGAAUGAUCUUAGGGACAAUAAAGGUGCUACAAAACAGAAAACAAGAAAGGGCCGUGGAAUCGGAUCUGGAAAGGGUAAGACCGCAGGCAGGGGUCAUAAGGGACAGAAGGCUAGAGGGACUCAUAAGUUUGGUUUUGAAGGUGGCCAAACUCCUUUGAGGCGUAGAAUGCCCAAGCGGGGUUUUAAGAACCCUUUUAGCCUUGAAUUUCAGCCAGUUGGUUUGGGAAAGAUUGCAAGGUUGAUCAAUGCUGGGAAGAUUGAUUCUUCAGAAUUGAUCACAAUGAAAACCCUAAAGGAUACAGGGGCGAUAGGAAAGCAAAUAAGAGAUGGAGUGAGGUUGAUGGGACGUGGUGCCGAACAUAUAGAGUGGCCAAUUCAUCUUGAGGUUUCAAGGGCGACUGUUCGUGCAAAAGAAGCAGUUGAAGCAGCUGGUGGGACUGUGAGAAAAGUGUAUUAUAAUAACCUAGGGUUUCGUGCUCUGCUAAAACCAGAGUGGUUCGAGAAGAAGGGGAGACUGCUUCCGAAAGCAGCAAGACCUCCACCAAAGCAGAUGGACAAAGUUGACAGCAUUGGCCGUUUGCCAGCUCCAACAAAGCCAAUCCCCUUUGCUUGAUUACCCUUUUUUUCAGUUUCUUUAGAAUCCCUCCUCUCCAGGCAUCAACAUGCUAACAAAUUGAAUUUGAUGUUUAUUUUCAUGAAAUUGUAUUGGAUGUUGAUAAUGAGUUCUAAUUGGUUAUAAGGAGUUGUCGUGGGCCUUAAUAGAUACAAAGCUUCAAAUG